AUGGCAGGCCGUGUGCUGUUGGUGUGCGCCCUCUGCGUGCUGUGCUGCGCCGCCGGCGUGGACGUGGGCCACUGCACGGAGAGCAACUGGAGAGACUUGCGGGCCGCAAGGUGGCGAGAACUUCUGCUGUGGGAAUGUGAGUAUGAGUUCAGGAACGAGACUGACGAGAAGAAGACGGCGUCAAUUGCGAACUGCAAAAGAGAAGUGGAGGGCAAUAUUUCUGCCGUGUUUGGCUCCGCUGGCCUUGAGAGCCGUCAGGAUGUGCCUCCUGCGGGUCACAGCGCGGCGGGCGGCGGCGGCGGCGGAGGGCUGACCGGAGAAGCGCAGCAGCGGCAGCAGGAGGCUCAGUUGCCACGCGCCACGGAAGGGCAAAGGGAAGACGUGAAGGCACCGGUGGCGAGGCCCCCACCGCCACCGCCAGCUCCGCAAAGAGUAGAAACUGCGAAGGAAGCAGCUGGCAGGUUGCCAGGGACAAACGGGGGAGCGGCCGCCGCGUCCGGGCCCGCGCAGGUGACCUCCACCGACGGCGCUGCUCGGCCCCCGGCGCAACCGUCUGCCCCGACGCGUGGCGGCGCCAACGCUGCCGGCAGCCGCGGCGAGGGGCACACUGCGGGGGCUGCCGAAGGCACUCCACCGUCGCAGGAUGCGGCGCAAACAAAAGCCACGCAACCUGACGACUCCGCUGCUUCGCAGACAACCGGCGCGCAGGAAACGACACCGACGGGGCUUGUCGCCAAAAGCGGCACAGCGACUGCUGUCGACGCCAGCCCCCCCACUGACGAAGCGGACGAGAGCGGCAGGGCCGCCGGCCUUCAAGGCGCGUCAGACAGCACAGAGGCUCCGGCAGCGGCCGGGGGAGAAGUAUCCACCACACCGUCGGCUACCGGCGCCACCGCCACGAAUGCAACGAAGGCGGCGCCCGGCGGCAGCGGGGGUGACGGCAGCACAGCUGCCUUUCACUGCGCCUCCCGCCUUGCGAUUUUUCUUUCUGUUGCGUGUGCGGCUGCCGCUGCGAUGCUGGCCGCGUAA
Trypanosoma conorhini is the source of this 1029-nucleotide messenger RNA. Its product is annotated as mucin-associated surface protein (MASP). The transcript has a single exon. Lineage: Eukaryota; Euglenozoa; Kinetoplastea; Trypanosomatida; Trypanosomatidae. The coding region runs from base 1 to 1029 and encodes 342 amino acids. The record is from RefSeq and is a predicted model, not a curated record.